CCCGGCACGUCACGUGGUUGUGACGUGAGGAGGGUGGCGCAUGGCGCUGCGUGCUGGUCCGCGGCUGCCGCUGCUGCUGCUGAGGUCGUGGCGGGGUCCCGGGACCCUGGGCCGGGGUCCUGUGGGGCUCGUGAGGCUCGGGGACGCGAGGACCCUGGCUUGCUGGUCACGUGACAGGCUGUACAGGUCAUGUGACCGGCCCUCAUGGAGGUUCUACGCAACACAGCCCCUCCCCCCUCCCCCGCCCGGGCAGCGUAAAGAGCGGAGAGCUGGGCCCGUGUCAUGGCGCUCGCUGGCUGUGACGUUUGGAAUCGGGGCGGUGCUGCUGCUCGGCAUGAAGAGUUACAAGUCACAGAAGGAGGAGCGGAUGGAGCGCGAGCGCAACCGCUCGGUGGGGCGCCCCAACCUGGGAGGCCCCUUCUCGCUGGUGGACCACACGGGGGCCCCCCGCUCCGACAAGGACUUCCUGGGCCAGUGGGUGCUGCUCUACUUUGGCUUCACGCACUGCCCCGACAUCUGCCCCGAGGAGAUGGAGAAGAUGAUCGCCGUCGUCGAUGAGAUCGACGCAAUCCCGUCUCUGCCGAACGUGACUCCGUUGUUCAUCACCAUCGACCCCGAGAGGGACACCGUGGAGGCCGUCGCCAAAUACGUCAAGGAGUUCUCUCCCAAGCUGAUUGGUCUCACUGGCUCUGCCGACGCCAUCAAUGAGAUGUCCCGCGCCUUCCGCGUUUACUACAGCCAGGGUCCCCGCGACGAGGACAACGACUACAUUGUUGACCACACCAUCAUCAUGUACCUGCUGGGCCCGGACGGGUCGUUUGCCGAGUAUUUUGGGCAGAACAAGCGAGCGCCGGAGAUCUCGGGAGCCAUCGCAUCUCACAUGCGGGCGGCGCGGGUAGGGGGGUAGACACGGGGGUGGGGGGGGGGAGACGCGGGAAGAGAGGGGAAACAACGAUUACAGGGGCAGACAUGGGGUGACCAAAACUACACGGGGUGUAAUUAUCUCUGCCUUCAGCAGUGGCUGGACCUCAGGUGUAGAGGUGUGUUGAGGUGUGUUAGUGGUAAGGUGCGCUGAGGUGUGCUUGUGUCUGUGGUGUGGUGUGGCGUGCGAGUGUUUGUGGCGAGGUGUGAUGACGGGAUCCAGGGGAUGCUCACCCUAUUGGGAUCAAAGGGACCAGCUAUGUACACGCACAUAACACGCUGGUGUGACGCACACACAGGCGUGUAACUCACGUAGACAAUUAGGACACAUGCACCUCGUGCACAACGCGCGUGCACGUGCGUGUACCACACUUUUACACGAAUUUAGAGUUUAUCCAAACCGGCUCAAACCUCGGCGGACCGCGGUGCCACGCGGCUGUGAUCCAGCGCUUUUGGAGAGCGAGGGUUGGUGAAUCACGCGUGGGAUCUACGAAACGCCCAACCCUCCCCUGCCCCUUGGAUCUAGGAUGUGGCCGUCUGGACGGACAACGUCAGAGUGGGUUGUCACCCCCCCUCCCCCUCCCGUGCGUCACUCCCGGCAGAGGUCGCAAUCGGGUACCCGAUACCUGUACUCUACCCGAUACCCGGCUACCCAUACCCGGCUGGGUACGGGUACCCGUUUGCGACCCUGGUGCGGCCAGGUACGGGUACGGGUUGACCGUGAGUCACUGGUGAGUAACCGUUUGUCACUCAUUUCCCAACGUCUUGUCUCUUCUCACAAUUCAAGUCCUAGAAUCAACCCACCCGCGCCUGCAACAUGGCUUCAUCCCAGAGGUCGCAAUCGGGUACCCGAUACCCAUACCCUACCCGUACCCGGGUACCCGAUACCCGGCUGCCCGUACCCGGCCGGGUACGGGUACCCGUUUGCGACCCUGGUGCGGCCGGGUACAGGUACGGAAUCAAAACCCAUUUGCGACUUUCGACUCCCGAUGGUGUGGGUGGGUUUUCUCCGGGCUCUCUCCGGUCCCGUUCCACAUGAAGCGCAACACUCCAUGAAAAAGAUCCGUUUGACGAUGCCGCCGCCACUGCUGCUGCUUCUGCGUUGGCAGCGGUGCACAAGCACAGCAGCCGACGACGACAACAACUCAACGCGUCCCGUGUCUGUAACUGCGCGGCUUUUGAUUUGUUUUAAAUCUUUAUUUAAUAAGAAGGGGGCAGCGCUGAGGUUUGCGGACGACGACGCUUGCGGAGCGUUUUCGGUGGCUUCUUUUUAAAAAUGAAAAUCCGGCGGAAACGUCCUCCGAGCGUGUGCGGGAGCCUCCCUCAGAGGUGAUUCCCGAGAUUCGACGAGGCUUUCCCCGGCUGGACGAGCGACACCGUCGAUGACCCCCCUUGGUGCUUCGUGGAGCUGAGGGGGGAGGCCUCCUCGGUGGAGCGGCACUCGACCACGGGCAGCGCCGUUUUGUCUGCGUGGUGUUUAUGUCGUCGUCGUGAACUUUGUCGCGAUUAAAACGCGAGCUCCGCCGGGCUCGGUGAUCUCCACCGCA
Messenger RNA from Lethenteron reissneri (Far Eastern brook lamprey), 2468 nucleotides. Its product is annotated as protein SCO1 homolog, mitochondrial-like. Gene Ontology annotation, biological process: mitochondrial respiratory chain complex IV assembly. Lineage: Eukaryota; Metazoa; Chordata; Hyperoartia; Petromyzontiformes; Petromyzontidae. The record is from RefSeq and is a predicted model, not a curated record.